CUUCGCCCGGCCACCCCUCCUCGGGGCUCGGCCGGGUCGUGUACUGUCUUCUGGAAGGCUAACAGGAGCAGCUAAAUUAGCAAAUGGAAGAAAGCAGUUUGGCUUAAGAAAAGGAUGUCAUUCUGAUGUGGAGUCUGGAUACUCCCUCUAUUCCACUGACUCUGAUGAUCAGGUUGAUACUGUUCAUAGUGGACUUGACCGUUGUGCAGCUUUGCUGAAGAAUAUCUUACAAAAUGAGGCUACAGGAUGUCAAAAUACUACAGCUUUUAAUUAUCGAUUACCUACCUCCACAUCAGCUCUGUCCCUGCAGCAUUCAGCUAAUCCUUUAUCUACUCAGCCAGAUGUUCCUGUAGACAGUGGCAAUGGAUGUGUGCCAGAGAUGGGACGACCUGUGGCUUGCCCGGUUGUUUCUGCUGCUUCUACUACUGCUGCACAAAUACAGCCUGCCGCUGCUCUUCCCAGUGUGAUCCCUUGGGUAGCAUCAGGAGCGUGCAGUAACUCUGCAGUGCCUGCAUUCAUCCCAGCGCCUGCCGGCAGAGAGAUGGGCCCAACCCACGAGCAACGGGUAAAAGAAGCAGACUUGAUAAGAUGCAUACAAGCUCACCUGGCCUUGUUACAGUCACAUGAAAUGAUGGACAGCAGGACUGAGCAGAAGUGCCAUCCUCAUUGUCCAGCAAAACAUAAUGCUUCCAAUAACAACGAGGAGGAUGCUUCUGAAGAACACAGUGAGGAUACGGUUGACGAAGACGACCAACUGAAUGUACUUGACAUAGCCCCAGUGAGAGAGACAAGCUGUAAAACCAGUUUUGUGAAGAAAGUUCUAAAAUCUAGAAAAGAAGAUCCAGAAGAAACAGCCCAUAAAGUGAACACUGUAAAAUAUCUUCUGGGAGAGCUCAGAGCACUGAUAACAGAUCAAGAUGAUUCAGAAAUGUUAAGGUUGAUGAAUGAAAUAGAAGACUGCAUAUCACUGCUCCCAGCGGUAGUGGAAAGUAUGAAUAUACAAGCUGAAAUAGCACUAGCUUUACAGCCUCUCAGAAGUGAAAAUGCCCAACUGCGUAGGAGACUAAGAACAUUAAACCAGCAACUUGGAGAACGAGAAAGAAGUGAGAAGACAUCUGGACAGAGCUGCAACUAUGGAUCUUCUUUGCAGUCCUUGAACUUGAUGCUCCAGAGUCAAUUGAAAGAAUCACUGAAAGGCCUUGAGUCACUGCAGGCUAAAAAUGAAGAACUACUUAAAAUAAUAGAAAGUCAGAAAGAAGAAAAUAAACGUCUUGCAAAAGAUAUUCAAGAUAAAGAAGAAGAAUUGCUUGAAAACAAACAGCAUUAUGACAUUCAUUCCACCAAGCUUAAGAUUGAAGUGGAUGAGGCAUUAGCAAAUGUGAAGAGCCUUCAGUUUAAGCUGGAAGCUUCAGAGAAAGAAAAUAAGAUUUUGGGCAUAACUUUACGUCAGCGUGAUGCAGAAGUUAACAGACUGCGUGAAUUAACCAGAACCUUGCAGAGCAGUAUGGCCAAGCUUCUGUCUGACCUCACAGUAGACAACAUUAGACCCAAACCUGAAAAAGGUCUCUCAAAAUCUCUUUUGGAAAAUCAUGAGAAGCAGAUGCAACCUGGUCUGUUUCCUGGGAGUGCUUCAGUAAUGACUUGCUUUAAAAAAUUAGAAAUGGAUCAUAUUUUGACAGAUACAGAACUUCAGUUCUCAAAUAAAAGUGGAGAAUUAGAAAUGCAAAAUCUAGCCUAUGAAGAAUUUGCUGCUGAAGGAAGUAAAGUAAACAAUACAUUCUCAGAAGAACUGACAUCAACUCCCAGAAUACUGCUAACCUCACUGAAGCCAGAUGCAGAAACAGUUAGUGAUUCUGGGACUCUACUAGAUGACCAAAGUAAGUUAGAUGAGACUGUUUAUAUUCCAUUGACUAACGAUGCCUCUAAAAACCAGCAGCCAAUCUCUGAAAGAACUGCUGUGCUACCCCAAAGUAGAGGGGCUUGUAAGAUGUUGGACUGCCACUGUGAGCUCUCAAACUCUGUGCAGCAGAAUGGAUGCGAGAUAUCGAAGGAUCCAACUCUUCUGGAUAAAUUAAGUGCUAGUUACAGUGUGAAAAAGACUAUGGAAAACACGCUUGAAGGUACAGGGGAUAAAGUGAAGCCAGAAGGAGACAAAGUCCCAAUGAGGCUAAAAGGCACUCUAAGUGGAGCUGCAGAAGACUUCGCAGAUAAACCAGACCAACCUCAGCCUGGUACAUACCCUCACGUACGAAUGCUAUUUCCAAAAGAGAUUUCUCAGAAAAAAGGCAGUGAAAUAGCUGAUUUUAGUUCCAUUUCAUUUGAUGAUACAUCGAGGAAGUCUGAGUGGAGUGCAUCCUCUUUCUCAACAUUUACUUCUCGAGAUGAAGAGGACUUCAAGAAUAGCUUAGCAGCCUUGGAUGCCAACAUAGCUAGGUUACAAAGAACUCUGCAAAAUAGCAUUAUGAAACAAUGA
Molecule: messenger RNA, 2473 nt
Organism: Leptosomus discolor (cuckoo roller)
Lineage: Eukaryota; Metazoa; Chordata; Aves; Leptosomiformes; Leptosomidae
Source: RefSeq, a predicted model, not a curated record